UGGGUUGGGAUAGGUGAUUAUGACUGUGGUACGUUUAGAGUUUGAGCCACUCCCAGUGCCCGUGAGUCCACGUUCACUACUCAGCGCAGUUUCACUGAACGACGCGACUUCGUGCUCAAAAAAGGACAAAUACGUUUUAAAAAGCCGGGAAAGGACCGAAGAGUUACUUUGCAAACACCUCUGGAUGUUACCCUUCCCUUCAGAAGGGGGCUGCAAAGAAAAUUCCAUUCUGAAUACGAGGGGCGGAUUAUGUCCAAAAUGGAGGUGAAGACGUCACUUCUUGACAACAUGAUAGGGGUGGGCGACAUGGUCCUUCUUGAACCCCUGUCAGAGGAAACCUUCAUUGACAACCUACAAAAGCGUUUCAGCCACAAUGAGAUCUAUACCUACAUUGGAAGUGUGGUGAUCUCCAUGAACCCUUACAGGUCCCUUCCCAUCUACACAGCAGACAAGGUGGAAGAGUAUCGCAACAGAAACUUCUAUGAGCUCAGCCCACACAUCUAUGCUCUUUCCGAUGAAGCCUACAGAUCUCUUCGCGAUCAAGAUAAAGACCAGUGCAUCCUCAUUACAGGAGAGAGUGGGGCAGGAAAGACUGAGGCCAGCAAGCUGGUGAUGUCAUAUGUGGCUGCAGUGUGUGGGAAGGGCCAUGAAGUGAACAAAGUGAAGGAGCAGCUACUACAGUCUAAUCCUGUGCUAGAGGCUUUUGGGAAUGCCAAAACCGUGAGGAAUGACAACUCAUCUCGAUUUGGAAAGUACAUGGACAUCGAGUUUGACUUCAAAGGAGAUCCAUUGGGUGGUGUCAUCAGUAACUAUCUUCUGGAGAAGUCCCGUGUUGUGAAGCAGCCAAGAGGAGAAAGGAACUUCCACAUCUUUUAUCAGCUGUUAUCUGGAGCAUCAGAGGAUAUGCUCAAAAAACUGAAGUUGGGCCGAGAUUUUAGCAAAUAUAAUUAUCUAAGUCUUGAUUCAGCCACUGUCAAUGGACUUGAUGAUGCAGCAAACUUCAGGACAGUCAGGAACGCCAUGCAGAUUGUGGGCUUCCUAGAGGAUGAGGUGCAGUCGGUGCUGGAGCUCGUGGCUGCUGUGCUCAAGCUGGGAAACAUAGAGUUCAAGCCCGAGUCACGUGCCAAUGGCUUUGACGAAAGCCGUGUCAAGGACAAAAAUGAUCUGAAGGAGAUGUGUGAGUUGUUGGGCAUCGAGCAAUUGGUGCUUGAAAGAGCCUUCAGCUUCCGUACUGUAGAGGCUAAGAUGGAGAAGGUGUCCACAACACUAAAUGUCGCUCAGGCCUAUUAUGCUCGUGAUGCACUUGCCAAAAACUUAUACAGCCGUAUGUUCAGUUGGCUGGUGAACCGAAUCAAUGAAAGCAUCAAGGCUAAAACCAAGGCCCGAAAGAAGGUUAUGGGUGUGCUGGAUAUUUAUGGUUUUGAGAUCUUUGAGGAUGGAGACAACAGCUUUGAGCAGUUCAUUAUCAAUUACUGCAAUGAGAAGCUACAGCAGAUUUUUAUUGAGCUCACAUUGCGUGAGGAACAAGAGGAGUAUGUGCGUGAGGGGAUUGAGUGGACUAACAUUGAGUAUUUCAACAAUGCCAUAAUCUGUGAGCUCAUUGAAAAUAACCAGAAUGGGAUUUUGGCCAUGCUGGAUGAGGAGUGUCUGCGGCCCGGCACAGUGACGGACGAGACCUUCCUGGACAAACUGAACACUGUCUGUGCUGAACACCAGCACUUUGAGAGCAGGCUAAGCAAGAACUCCAAGUUCCUCACUGACCACAGCCUACCUCACAACUGCUUCCGUAUACAGCACUAUGCUGGCAAGGUGCUGUAUCAGGUGGAGGGCUUUGUGGACAAAAAUAAUGACCUGCUAUAUAGAGACCUCUCCCAGGCGAUGUACAAGGCCAACCACAGCCUGAUGAAGUUACUUUUCCCAGAGGGUAACCCUGCCAAGGUCAACCUGAAGAGACCUCCCACAGCUGGGUUCCAGUUCAAAGCAUCAGUGGGUACACUUAUGAGGAAUCUUCAGACCAAGAACCCUAAUUACAUCAGAUGCAUCAAGCCCAAUGACAAAAAGGCAGCCCAAGUCUUCUCAGAGUCGCUUGUGUCCCACCAAGUGCGCUACCUGGGCCUGAUGGAGAACGUGCGUGUUAGACGGGCAGGAUAUGCCUUCCGCCAGGCAUAUGAGCCCUGCCUGGAGCGCUACAAGAUGCUUUGCAAACAGACCUGGCCCCACUGGAAGGAUCUGGCCAGGAAAGGUGUGGAGGUUCUCUUGAAAGACUUGAAGGUACCUGAAGAGGAGUUCUCUUACGGGCGUUCCAAAAUCUUCAUCAGGAAUCCAAGAACCCUCUUUUUUCUGGAGGAAAGAAGAAGGCAGUGCCUGGAAGACCUGGCCACGCUCAUCCAAAAGAUCUACCGUGGAUGGAAGCGCAGAACCCAUUUCUUGCUGUUGAAGAAAAGCCAGGUGGUGGUGGCUGCUUGGUACCGCAGAUAUGCUCAACAACAGAAGUACCAAAAGAUCAAAAGCUCCACCAUAGUGGUUCAGUCUUUCAUCAGAGGAUGGAAGGCCCGGAAAAUCCUGCGUGAGCUGAAAUACCAGAAGAGAUGCAAAGAGGCCGUGACCACUAUUGCAGCUUACUGGCAUGGAAUGCAGGCACGCAGAGAGCUCAAACGACUGAAGGAGGAGGCCAGGCGUAAGCACGCUGUCGCUGUCAUUUGGGCCUACUGGUUGGGACUCAAGGUCCGUAGGGAAUACAGAAAGUUCUUCAGAGCAAAUGCUGGCAAGAAGAUCUAUGACUUUACCAUCCAGAAAAUUAUGCAGAAGUAUUUCUUUGACUUGAAGAAUACAAUGCCUUCCAUGUCACCUAUUGAUAAGAGCUGGCCAGCACGGCCUUUCCUGUUCCUUGAGGGUACACAUCAGCAGCUCAGGAGCAUCUUCCAUCUAUGGAGGUGCAAGCAAUACAGAGACCAGUUCACAGAAGAGAAGAAAGCUAUCUAUGAGGAGAAGCUGGAAGCCAGCAAGCUUUUCAAAGAUAAGAAGGCUCUGUACCCCAGCAGUGUGGGCCAGCCUUUCAAAGGAGAUUAUCUUGAUAUUAACAAAAAUCCUAAAUACCAGAAGCUGAACAUUGUGAUGGAUGAGAAGUUGCUCCUAGCAGAUGUGAUUAAUAAAGUCAACAGGGCCAAUGGCAAGGGGGCUUCUAGAAUCUUUCUCCUCACCAAGAAAAACUUUGUGCUGGCUGAUCAGAAGACAGGCCAGGUGAAGGCCAGCAUCCCCCUGCCUGAUCUUAGCAGUGUCUCUGUCAGCAGUCACAAUGACGGCUUUUUUGCUCUCAAGCUCAAGCAGGGUACUGCAUCAGCAGCCAAAGGUGACUUCUUGCUGAGCAGUGAUCGGUUAAUAGAGAUAAUCACCAAGCUUCACAGAACUGGAGCUGCUUCAAGUGACAGGGAACCACUCAGCGUUGAUAUCUCAGAUGAAUUCCUUGUACAGUUCAAGCAGGACAAAGUGUGUGUCAAAUUUGUCCAGGGUGGACCCAAAAAUGGCAACAGUGUCACCUGCAAGCGUAAAAACAAUAGGCUCCUGGAGGUGUCUGUGCCGCCUCCAUAACGUAAUCUUUACUUCCUCAUUGGAGUGCUGUUUGAGACUCUUGGCAGUCAAAUCCAAUUAUCAGCCCAAAACACUGUGCAAUAAUGUUCGUGUUACUCUCAUUUCUAAUUGUUUUGUUGUCAGAAUAAGUGCAUUAUUAAGACCCCAAAAACUACAAACUAGAUAUUGUUGUGUAGUUUCGCUGACAUUCAAAAGAGGAAUUUUGUUUGCAGCAUGACCUGUCCCUUGAUCCUAGCAAUGGUAACUCAUUCUCUGAAGGGUACUACAUAGUGGGGGGCGUAGAGAUGGAUGGAGUUAGGCAGGUUUACCUUCCUGUCUUGGUGCAUUAGAACUUGUACCAAGGAAGGUGUUGGCACACUAGUUAUAGCACACUAGCAUUUGGCAGUAGCAUGAAUAUAGUGUGUCUAAUCAUUUGGCAGAAGGUACACUAACAUGCUGCAGAGAAUCCUUGGAUGAGUAUCAGUUAAUUCUAGCUUGAUGAGACUCUGGUGGUAAAGACAACAGAUUCUAUUCUAAGCUUUUAGGUUACUGCUGAAAAACUUAGCUUUGCACUUGUUUUAUUUUCACAAGGGCCAGCAUAAGAACUGAUGAGUUGGUGUGUCUUAAUUUAUGUUUCUUUUUUUCCACCACUUUGAUUCUCACACACCACAGACUUUUAGUUCAAUCAAGCAGGUUCACAAAGGUUUAUAAAUUGUGAUGUAUUUUGCAGUAAUUUUGUACUCCUGUUUCUAAUAGACACUAUUUCAUAAAGUAUUAUCCUUAUCUUUUUCCGUGAAAGCAAAUGGCAAGCAUACUAGCUUAAAUCUUGCUUUUGAAAUCAAAAUGUAAUAGAACAUUUUGCACACUACUAAAUUGUUAGAUGUUUAUACACUACACCUGAAUUCCACACACAUCUAAUCAGCCAGCCAGCUUUCUAAUAUAACUGCAAAAUGUAGAUGUCUCAUCACACCCAAUUACUUAUGCAUAACCCUAUACAUAUGUCAAGCCAAAGCAGAAUUUGCAGGCUUUGUGUAGAUGGUUAAUGACAGUAGCUCAUGCUUAAUUACUUGCCAUUUCCUAGAGUCUAUAUAACUCUGUGCUUUUUCACCAUUGGAAUGUGGGCUAAAUUGUAUGCUAUAACUAUCUUCUUGGGACUUUUUUCCAAAAAACGUUUGAGUGCAUAAAGCUAUACAUUUAAAUUAGUUAUACAUUUCAAAUUCAACAAAAUUACAUAUAAAUUUGACACCAAUUAUACCUUCUCUUCCACGUGAUCAAACAUUAGAUUAAUUAAAUAUUCUGCUUAAGCUUUAUAAAUAUUUGGAUUUAAUCUUUAUGCUUGAGUAGACAUUGCAAGAUGUUGAAUUUAUUUAAAACAAGAUUUUGUCAGUCACUUUGAAGAUAUGGCCUCUGGGAGAACAUUUUACCAGAUUUCUUUGCUUUUGCAGGUUUACUGCAAUUUUCAAACUUUGAACUUUGUAAUUUCACAAUAAAAAAAAGUAACAAUUUGGAGAAAUGUAUUUUUUUUUUUAACUUUCUCCUAUAAAGAGAAACAGGAAGACUGUAGAAUUGCUUACAUUUUUUCCCUCCUAGACUUUUUUGAUCUUUCGUGGUCAGUGUAAUAAUACUGUGGUUAAUUUUCUUUGUCAGUAGGUAAAAAUAAAAGAACUUGAUGCAUUUUAUGGGCCUAAAUGUAACUUGGUCUAGUGGCAAGGAAAGGGAGGUGAGGCGUUUUAAUAAUUGUGUAAAACUUUACUGAAGGGCACAGAAGGCUGUGACACCUACAUAAGCCCUUCAUGACAACUGAACGUACAGAAUCAUUUAUAAAUGCUUAUUUCAACAGGGGCCAUCUGCCAAAUGCUUUUGUCAACUUUUAUGUCAUUGUCACAACCAGAUAAAGAUGUUUGGUGAAAUGCCGAUGCGUCAUAACACGGUGGGGGGGAAUAACCGCACAUGGACGUCAGACUACAGCUCAGCGAUAUUUUAGUGUGUAAUGGUGACGCCGUGCUGGGACUGCUUGGCAGAUAAUAAAGCUGAACAAAAGUGAGGACUUCAAAAAGAUUUUAUACAUUUUAUAGUUCUGUCAUGUCAUAACAAUCACAUGAAAUGCCGCUGUGUAAUAGUUAUUUUAUUGACAUUUUUGUCAUAGUUUUUACCCUGUAAUGACAGUUCUGUGCCUUUUACUUGGCCACUAAAACAAACUGUA
This is a messenger RNA of Electrophorus electricus (electric eel), 5770 nucleotides long. The record is from RefSeq and is a predicted model, not a curated record. Lineage: Eukaryota; Metazoa; Chordata; Actinopteri; Gymnotiformes; Gymnotidae.